AUGCGUAAUAGAACAAAUGUGUUAUUUGCGGCAAUGGCUUUUGCUGAUUUGGGAUUUUUGUUGUUAUCUUUAAUUCCAUGUGUUUAUAUGAAGUGGUAUACUUAUAUUCCGGGAUGGUUUAAAGCAUUUUAUAUUAGGAAUAAUAUUUUGACAACUUGGCUUAUUAAUUGGUUGAGUGCCUUUUCAAUAUGGGUGAUGUUAGCUGUAACAGUAGAAAGAUUAGCUGUUGUGAGAAAACCUUUUGGACAAUAUAGGCCUAUAAAUAUAAUAUUUGGUACAAAAAUUUUAAUUAUCCUUAUUCUUUCCUUAUUUAUAACAUUACAUAAUUAUUUAUCAAUAAAAACAGAAAAUGAUAAUUCUGGAAAGUAUGUUCAUACAAAAAUUACAAAUAAUCCUAUAUUUACAAUAUGGGGAUGGUUACAUGCUUUGUCAGUCGUUGUAAUUCCAAAUAUUGUACUAUUAACAUGCAAUGUUAUGUUGAUAACAAAUCUUAGAAAACAAUCAUUUCCUGUUGAGUUGGCUCAAGAAAAUAAUCAACCAUUAAUUAUUAGUAGAACAAAAAUUGAAAAAAAAAUAACAUGUUUAAUUGUUGUAAUAUUAACAACAUUUUUAGCAUGUAAUAUGCCAGGAGCUAUUAUAUUUUUAUUACGAACAUUAAAUAUCAGUUUUAAAGAUAGAUACUAUAAUCAAUUACUUCAAGUGAUAAGUAAUACCCUAACAACAAUAGGAAAAGUAUUAAAUUUUGGACUUUUUUGUCUAUCAAGUAAACAUUUUAGAAAAAGUUUAAUUGAACAAUUAAAAAUAUGUUGUUUUUAUAUUAGGCAUAUACCAAAUUCUUGUGGGAAAACAAAAAGCACUUAUUUACAAGAUACAAAAUAUAUAAAUAAAUUAUCGUAUUGUCAAACAGAAAGUAUAAGACUUAGUACGAGGGAACGUUUAAUGACAAUAACAACACCUACCAAUACAAAUGGUAAUCAUACAAAUUCUAAAUUUUCAAAACCUUAUCAUCAUUCUUUUCAUUUUCCUAUCACUGUAAAUAAAACAACUGGAGAAGGAGGACAAAUGAGUAUAAAAUAUUCAUUAAAAGAUAAUUAUAAUCCAAAGAUGCGUGGUGAAGUCGUUGAUACAAGAAUUAUUGCAAGAAGAGCUGCUAGUACAGCUUUAUAA
Molecule: messenger RNA, 1167 nt
Organism: Strongyloides ratti
Lineage: Eukaryota; Metazoa; Nematoda; Chromadorea; Rhabditida; Strongyloididae
Product: G protein-coupled receptor, rhodopsin-like family and GPCR, rhodopsin-like, 7TM domain-containing protein
Exons: 6
Coding region: 1-1167 (388 amino acids)
Biological process (GO): G protein-coupled receptor signaling pathway
Cellular component (GO): membrane
Molecular function (GO): G protein-coupled receptor activity
Source: RefSeq, a predicted model, not a curated record